This is a messenger RNA of Galdieria sulphuraria, 679 nucleotides long. RefSeq lists its product as uncharacterized. The coding region runs from base 75 to 575 and encodes 166 amino acids. Lineage: Eukaryota; Rhodophyta; Bangiophyceae; Galdieriales; Galdieriaceae. The transcript has 2 exons. The record is from RefSeq and is a predicted model, not a curated record.
AUCUUGUCAAAUUCCUUUGGCUUGAGUUGUCAAAAAGUACAAGAUCUCCACUGACCUCCACAUUUCUUCCUAUCAUGUGCUCUAGUGCGUGUUUCUUGUUUAGUUGUACGUUUAUUCCACGAAGACUUUCAUUGAAUGAUAGUUUUAUUCACACAAAUCCACGUUUACUAUAUGGUUGUACGGUAUAUGAGCGAAAGCUGAGGCAUUGUUGGAAUUACAGUAAUAGAAUUCGUGCUCAACAACAAACAGAAGACAAAAGAGACGAAGAAACCAAACAACUAAGCGAUUAUGAAUUUGCCGAGCGUUGUGUAGAUGGUGGUUGCCCUGUGGAAGAUGUUCAAGAACUCUUGGUUCGUCUAGAGGACCGAAGAAAAAUUCUUCAGAAAGAAAUUGAAAGAAUAUCUGAUCUUAUGUCAAAACUUGCGAGAUACAAUACUGCUGAAGAUCGAGGUCUCUUAAGAGAUGUUGUACUGGCAGCUCUAAGUAUCUUUUCCAGGUCAGAAAAUAACUAUCCAGAAGUAGGAGAGUCACCUUGGUCUAUGGAUCCUUAUAGACCCAAAAAAUGGGAAGAUUAGUGCAGUUGUGUAUGAUUUGUUUGAGGAGGGGGAUUCAAUGAAAUGGGGAAAUAAAUGUUUUUGUAUGUGUGUAAAAUGAUGCAUUGAGAAUGGAUUGACUAAGC